UGUGCCCCCAGCUCCCUGGCCCUCCUCCGGGAGCUCUCGCUGUCCCCACCGGCAGCACUGUGGCUGCAGCAGCGCCAGGCCCAGCUCCAGCACUCGCUGCCCCUGCAGAGCUUCCUGCUGAAGCCAGUCCAGAGGAUCCUCAAGUACCAUCUGCUGCUGCAGGAGCUGGGCAAGCACUGGGCCGAGGGCCCGGGCGGCGGCGGCCGUGAGACAGUGGAGGAGGCCAUCGUGUCCAUGACGGCGGUCGCCUGGUACAUCAACGACAUGAAGCGCAAGCAGGAGCACGCGGCGCGCCUCCAGGAAGUGCAGCGGCGGCUGGGCGGCUGGACUGGCCCGGAGCUCAGUGCUUUUGGGGAGCUGGUGCUGGAAGGUGCAUUCCGAGGUGGCGGCGGAGGCGGCCCCCGACUCCGAGGGGGUGAGCGGCUGCUCUUCCUGUUCUCACGGAUGCUGCUGGUGGCCAAGCGCCGGGGCCCCGAGUACACCUACAAGGGCCACAUCUUUUGCUGUAACCUGAGUGUGAGUGAGAAUCCUCGGGACCCCCUAGGGUUCAAGGUGUCUGAUCUGACCAUUCCGAAGCACAGGCACCUGCUGCAGGCCAAGAACCAAGAAGAGAAGAGGCUGUGGAUUCACUGUCUCCAGCGCCUCUUCUCUGAGAACCACCCUGCCUACUUCCCUGCCAAGGUACAGCUCCUGCCAUAGCUGGGGGCCCUGGGAAUGCUGGAGGCAACCCCGCACCCCCUCAUAGUGCUAGAGAGACCCUAAGU
Condylura cristata (star-nosed mole) is the source of this 764-nucleotide messenger RNA. RefSeq names its product pleckstrin homology domain-containing family G member 2-like. NCBI's taxonomy places the organism in Eukaryota, Metazoa, Chordata, Mammalia, Eulipotyphla, Talpidae. Gene Ontology annotation, molecular function: guanyl-nucleotide exchange factor activity. The annotation marks the transcript as partial. The transcript is spliced from 5 exons. The record is from RefSeq and is a predicted model, not a curated record.